Molecule: messenger RNA, 1137 nt
Organism: Colletotrichum truncatum
Lineage: Eukaryota; Fungi; Ascomycota; Sordariomycetes; Glomerellales; Glomerellaceae
Source: RefSeq, a predicted model, not a curated record
AUGGCGAACGACGAUAUCCUCACCGACGAGUAUGUCGCCGAACUGCUCGCCAAGGAAGCAAACGACUGCUCGCUGAAAUACUCGAGCAUGGGCAUGGACGCGUUCUGCUCCGACAAGAAACCGGCAAACAUGCCCAAGCCAAACACGCGAUUCUUGCGACACAUUAUCAAGGACACUAACACACACAACAAGAACCUCCUUGCGAAGGAGGCCGCUGAGUCGCAAGCGCGCUUGAAGAACCUGGAGCACGCCGAGGAGAAGGAGCGGAGGAAGCGCGCGGGACCACAAGACAUUCGCAAGCGGCAGAUGGGAGACAUCAAGGCCAUUCUGGGCGGGCGCAGGGAAAAGUCUGAAAGGUCCGGCGACAAGUCGCACAAGGACGACUCUUCGCCGCGCAGACGACCCCGGGACAGGAGAAGUGAGUCUCCCGAACGAAGCAAGAGACAUCACCGGAGGAGAGACGACUCGGGCUCCGAACGGGAAGAUCGCAGGAGACAUAAAAGCGACAGGCGGAGAUCGCGAUCACCGGAUGAUAGGAGACACCGUCACCGGUCACCCCUCAGGAGCAAGGACCUCCUGUCCAAGUCGUACCGGUCUGGGAAGGAGCGUAGAGACGAAGACAGCAAGGAUUUGACGUCAAAGAGUCACCGAUCACGAAGAGACAGGAGCAGGGAGAAGGAAGGAUUCUCGAUCAAAGGGCACAGCAAGCGAGCGGCGAAGCAGGAGUCACCCGCGGCGGCAUCCGACUCGGACCCUCUUGAUGAUAUCAUCGGCCCCGCGCCGCCUGCUCCGGUCCGUUCACGGGGCCGCGGUGCGGCGGCAGCCUCGUCCGGCAUCGACAAACGCUUCGAGGCGGGCUACGAUCCCAAGAUGGACGUGGAGAUGGAGGAUACCGGCGGUAACAGCGCAGAAAACUGGGACGACGCAGUGGAGGCGUUCCGAGACAGACAGAAGUGGCAACAGAACCAGGAACAGCGGAUGCGGGCGGCGGGGUACGGCGAGGACGUGAUCAAGAAGUGGAAGACGGGCGACCAGAAGGACGAAAGGGAUGUGCGGUGGGCAAAGGCUGGGGAGAAGAGGGAGUGGGAUCGCGGCAAGGAGGGCGGGAUUAGUGGGCUGUUUUCCGAAUUCAACUGA